Messenger RNA from Symbiodinium sp. CCMP2456, 834 nucleotides. The record is from the annotation of a GenBank genome assembly. NCBI's taxonomy places the organism in Eukaryota, Dinophyceae, Suessiales, Symbiodiniaceae.
UUGGCCCUGGAGACAAUCGGGGAGAAUGAUCCUCGGGUCAAGAAGCUUCAGGAGAUCGCCUGGGGAUUGCAGAGCGUGACGAACCGGCCCGGGAAUCGACUCCCGGAGGACGCCAAGCGCGCGGCUUACCGCGUCACCAGCAGGGCGAUCGCUUUGUGCACGAAUGCGGAGUAUGUGGAAGUUGAUGACUUCGUGAAGCGCGCUGCUGCCCUCACAAAGGAGAUUGAGGACAAAAAGAAAGAGCUGCAGGAACUCGAGGAGGCCAUCAAGGCGGAUCUGAGUGGAAAAUGCUACCGGGCCACAGGCGAUGGAGGAAUUCCGGUCCAUCCACACCAGGCCCAGAAACCGCCGAAGUCGACAUAUCAGGGCCACCAGUUGCCUCCGCAGCUGCCGCAGGGCCUGAUCGAAUCGUCCUGGGACUCCGCAACUUGGAAUUCCGACCUUCCAAGAAGUGUGCCCCGGGCGCCGAAUCGGAUUCUGCAUGAAAGACAUCUCAAGACUAUGAACAAGUUCAAGAAGGAUGUGGAGCGAUAUCCAGGCGUCUUCGCUGACAUCGUCACAAAGCGGAGGCAGACGAGUGAGGCCCAGAAACCGCCGAAGUCGACAUAUCAGGGCCACCAGUUGCCUCCGCAGCUGCCGCAGGGCCUGAUCGAAUCGUCCUGGGACUCCGCAACUUGGAAUUCCGACCUUCCAAGAAGUGUGCCCCGGGCGCCGAAUCGGAUUCUGCAUGAAAGACAUCUCAAGACUAUGAACAAGUUCAAGAAGGAUGUGGAGCGAUAUCCAGGCGUCUUCGCUGACAUCGUCACAAAGCGGAGGCAGACGAGUGAGGACUAG